AGCAAAGUCCCCUUCCUGAUUUUCUGUUUUCCAUUGGAUGCUCCUGACUCCAAACAUGGGGGAGUGGACCAUCCUCGAGCGCCUCCUGGAGGCUGCCGUCCAGCAGCACUCUACUAUGAUCGGAAGGAUCCUGCUCACUGUAGUGGUGAUCUUCCGUAUCCUGAUCGUGGCCAUCGUUGGAGAGACCGUGUACGAGGACGAGCAGGCCAUGUUCGUCUGCAACACCCUGCAACCCGGCUGCAACCAGGCCUGCUACGACAAGGCCUUCCCCAUCUCACACAUCCGAUACUGGGUCUUCCAGAUCAUCCUGGUGUGCACGCCCAGCCUCUGCUUCAUCACCUACUCCGUCCACCAGUCGGCCAAGCAGAAAGAACGGCGCUACUCCUUCCUCUACCCCAUCAUGGAGAGGGACUACGGGGGAAGGGACGGCACUCGUAAGCUCCGCAACAUCAACGGUAUCCUCGUUCAACAUGGCGGCGAUGGAGGAGGAGGAAAGGAGGAACCAGACUGCCUGGAAGUGAAGGAGAUCCCCAACGCGCCACGAGGCCUCACCCACUCGAAGAGCUCCAAGGUGCGCCGGCAAGAAGGCAUCUCCCGCUUCUACAUCAUCCAGGUGGUGUUCAGAAACGCGCUGGAGAUCGGCUUCUUGGUGGGUCAGUACUUCCUCUACGGCUUCAGUGUGCACGGGCUUUUCGAGUGUGACCGCUACCCGUGUCUGAAGGAGGUGGAGUGCUACGUGUCGCGCCCCACGGAGAAAACGGUGUUCCUGGUGUUCAUGUUCGCGGUGAGCGGCAUCUGCGUGGUGCUCAACCUGGCCGAGCUCAACCACCUGGGCUGGCGUAAGAUUAAAGCCGCCAUUCGAGGCGUUCAGGCCCGCCGGAAGUCCAUCUGUGAGAUCAGGAAGAAGGACAUGGCGCACCUGUCCCAGCCGCCAAACCUCGGACGCACCCAGUCCAGCGAAUCAGCUUACGUCUGAUGAUGAAGAGAAGACAAAAGGUUUGAGGAGGAGAAGGAGGAGAGGGGGGUGAAUGUGCAAAGGAGGGAAUUCAUUAUGAUUUUAAUUUGAUGAAGACGGCACUGAGAUGACCCCUCCUGAAGGAAACAGAAUGUAAAAAUAACCAAACCUCCGUCUCAACGACUUUGAGGGUCGAGAAGGAGGAAGAAAAAACAAAUGAACAUGAUGAACAUAUUUUGGUCUCAUGGGGAAGAUAUUCCAACUGCCAUUUUCUACUUUUUGUCUUUAAAAUAAAAAACUAAUUACCCUCUCCUCUGCCCCUUUUUUCUUUUAAAGUAGGGGAAUUAAAUCCUCAAGGGGCUGGAGAGAGGGAACGACUUGAGAUGAGAAGACGAGGGUUAAGGAGAGGAGAAGAGAUGAAAGGCUGUUUUGUAUUCUUCGGGGACAUUUGGAAGAUGGCGGCGGUGUUUGAUGCAUCCCACGGUGCUUUUCUUCUGGACUGUGUCAGCCUCAAUGCUCGGGUGCGGGGAGGAUGAGCAGCGACAUCAUUAAAAGAGGAACGGAAGAACUGUCUAGAGAGCGAUGUUUGUGAGAUAGAGAGAAGGACCGUGGGUCACAUCACUCUGGGAAAACAUAUAUGAUAUCCCCAAAGGUCUUUUUGUUUUCCUAGACUGAAGCCAGGAGAGAAGGAUCUGCGUCUGAUCAGUGUCGCCUCUGUUGGAACAUUGUCACGAGCUUAAGCCAAGAGAGAAAAAGACUGACGAUGUUUAUGUUUUGUCUCUUGGCAAAAGAUGAUUUUAACACAAACACAUCAAGUAUCAUAAACAAACUCUUUUUUUUCUUUCUCCCCGAUCCCUCGCCUCUCUGUGCUCCGCUGGUUGGCAGCUAUACGGACCCCAGGGGCUUCUGGUGACAGUAACGACUCUUGCUGCUCUGCUUCUGCGUACACUUGGGAGGGGAACUAAUGAACAAACGGACAAACGUUCGCGUCUCUCCUAAAGCACAAACCAAACUUCCAGCAUUCCAGUGUGCUGAGAGACGGAGGAGAGACGGAGGAGAGAGGGAGGAGAGACGGAGGAGAGAGGGAGGAGAGACGGAGGAGAGAGGGAGGAGAGAUGGAGGAGAGAGGGAGGAGAGACGGAGGAGAGAGAAGAGAGGGAAGAGAGGACAUCACUUUAUUACAGAUUUUAUAAAAAAUAUAUCACCAUGAAUUCUUUUCUUCUUUGUUUUUUCAAAAAAAGCGAUGGUGCCAUCCUUGAGAUAUUUAAUUAUUGUUGAUGAAGUUACAUAGAGUAUAUCAUGGUAAUAUUAUUUAUCCAUUUAGAGUAUAUCCAAAUAGAUUUAUUUAUCUUUGCGUGCAGGGUUGGUUGGGACAUGUUGCUGUUUUUCUUUCAUGUGUAAAUUGUCUGUCUUUUUUUCAUUUUAGUUUAAGCAUUUCUCACUGAAGGAACUGAUUAAUGGCAUGAAGGCCGAGGAGUCUGUGCAGCUGAUUUUCUAUUAUGUGCAACUUUAUAACAAUUGUUUCUUAAUUGCAUUCAAAGUGUAAAACAAUGCAUGUGCAGGCGUUCCCUAAUCCCUACAGAGAGUCUUCUGCAAAAUCAGCUGCACAGCUAACGCCUGCGAGCCAUUUGAAAAAGGCAUGUUUACAUGACGUGAUGUUUCUUGAAUGAUCAAGCUGUGUAGUAACUCUACUAGGGACAGUUGUGUUUUUUGAAUCUCAGUGGUUUUUCUUUCAUUUGCAUUUCUUUCCUGACUGGAUUUCAGCAUGCAUGCCUUGUAAGAGAAAAAGAACGUCAAGAUGAAAAAAAGAUGACAGAGAGUGUUGCACCUUGAUUAACGCGGACCGGCUGGAGAGUGGCAGACUGAAGGAACUAAUGUUGGAAUUAACUCAUACACUAAUGCCUCAUUUAAGAUCACUUAGCGCAGGCCUGUGAAACCAGACAUAAGGACGAUUCAUAGCACUACAUGUGGUGUCUUUCUCGAGACCAAUAUUUUUCCAGGUGUUACACAUUCUUAAAAAUCAGCUAACUAAAAGAAAAUCUUGAACCCGACACGUUGUAGCAGAUCAGCAAAGUUGCUUCUGGUGUUAAGAAUCUUCUUUACCACUGCCCAUUGAAUGGCCUUAUGUAGCUUGACACUGUAGGAGCCUAACACUGCCACAUUUGGGGGUUUAAAGGGGCCCCCCUAUGCACUGAUGCACAAACAGAUACAUCAGGAGACCAAACUGUAGUCAGUAUUUCAUUUCUUUCCUAUUCAAUUUCCACUAAAUUGCACCAUAACUUGAAAUUGUAAUGUAAAAACCUUUCUAUUUUAAUAUAUGUUGUAUCCACUUUCCCUUAACUUGCCUUACCUGCUUGUGCUUUGUUUAGCGAUUCCCUACAUUUCCCACAAUGCCUUUGGACAAUUCCUCUGUCAUUAUGUUGGGGGUAAACAAAGGGGAAAUUAGAUACUUAGAUGACUAAAAUGCACGCUAUUGCAAAUGUUUACUUUAGUUUAUUUUUGUUGUUUCUACAACUGAAAUCCACGUAUAUAAAUGGACAAAAUAACAUUUUUACUUUUUCAAAUAAUAAUGACAAACCAAAGCAAAUUCAUACCAACCUAAAAAGAUGUUUACAAUCUUUACUUUCUACCACUUUUGUAGUUAUUUUUAAGAAUUUGUAUCGUAGGACAGCAUCGUAGCUACUCUGGAAUUACCUUAACACGACAACAGCUAACACUGUUUCAAAAGCCUAAGCACAUUUACACUGAGUGUCAGUAGUAAUUGAUGCAACACCAACAGCUGAAGCAGAAGAAAUCCCCCCCCCCCUGACUCUCUGUUUCCCCUUUCACUCCCCCUGUCAUAAUCUCAGUGAUUCUUACAGGUGAUUAUCCCCAGAUUUAGGCUCCCAUGAGGAUCUCUGAGGAGCUCAAAUGGAUCGGUGCAGUCUACUGUAAGCACGACGAGGGGGGGGGGGGGGGCGGGAAACGCUGAGAGGCCACGCCAGAAUGCCUAAUAAUAGAGUUUGAGUCAAGGCUUCCCUCAGUAACAGAGCUGGUGCUCCUAGCGAAGGCUUAAACGCUGACCUUGAGCUCACCAAGCUGAUGUCCUGAACUAAACGUGGCUCCUGCAGGUUGGUCACUGCGCUCUACAUGUUUAAUCUGCACAGAGCGAGUAAGAUAAGGCUUGUUGGGCAGGAGCUCCAACAAGCCGUUUAGGACAGAGAGUGAAUACACAUACUUUACAGAGAUGCUGUAUGAGAAACCAAUGUGAGUUUGGAAAAUUGCACAAUAUAAAUGUAUUCUAGUAUACCUCAACAAUGGAAUUAUGAUCAGUAGAAAUGGACAUGACAUGGGACCUUUAAGAUGGACCUUUAUUAGUACAUGCCGGACAUUCACUCAAUCUAGUAAAACAAGCACCUCUGAAUGUGAGGAGAGCAGUUUGAAUUCACGAACAAUAGUUAAUGUUGUGCCACGAUAGAGAGGGGCAGUGAUGACGUAUUUGAAUCCAAAGUUAGCAUAGCAAGGGCUCCCUCUGCAAAAAGGA
This is a messenger RNA of Trematomus bernacchii (emerald rockcod), 4478 nucleotides long. It is a transcript of the gene gjd1b, whose product is annotated as gap junction delta-2 protein. Gene Ontology annotation, biological process: cell communication. The transcript is spliced from 2 exons. The record is from RefSeq and is a predicted model, not a curated record. Gene Ontology annotation, cellular component: connexin complex. The coding region runs from base 38 to 976 and encodes 312 amino acids. Lineage: Eukaryota; Metazoa; Chordata; Actinopteri; Perciformes; Nototheniidae.